AUAACAAAAAACAACCCACUGGUCAUCGACGUUUCGGCCAUUAUCUCUCCUUUCUCGUAAUAAUUAUAUAUAAAUAUUUGUCUAUGUGUGUGUGUGGCAUUUUUGUCAAUUGAAAUCUAAUUAAUUAAGUAUAUUUUCAAAACAAUAAUUUACGUUUUAAAAUAAUACAUUGAAUAUUGAUUAAAAAAUAAUGAGUAAAUGAGUUAAUAAUAUCUGGUCUUGAAUAAUUUUUACACAAAUUUUAAUUUUAAAUUGAUAAAAGUUAUUUGUCAAUUAGUAAAUAACAAAAAUGAGUAGUAGUGAAAAACUAAGACUUGAUGAGACAAAUGAUAAUGUCUCCAUCAAUAUACUGAAUAAUAAAUGUCUUGUAAAAAUAUUUUCUUUUUUGACAAUUGAAGAUAUGCUCCAAAUAAAAAAAGUUUGUAAAAAAUGGAGAGAUGCAAGUCAAGUGUUGAAUAUAUCACAAGAAAAUAUAAAAAAAGAUCCAAGUCGUUCUGAUGAUGCUGAUAAAAUUCAUAAACAUUUUGAGGGUUUUCCAGAACAAUCUGAAUUAAAUAAAGUACUAUGUGAUUGUGGUGAUAGUUUGACAAGUCUAACACUCAGUAAUUAUUGUUAUGACUCAAAAAUAAUGUUUGUCAUAAGUCAACAUUGUCAUAAUCUUACUAAACUUGAACUUGAUUUGUACAAGUACAAUGAGAAUGAUUUUCAUGAAGCAUUUACUAAAUUAAAUAAAUUAAAAUCAAUAACAAUAUCAUAUUCAAAUUAUGUUGAUCAUGAUGAUUAUGGACAUGACACAUUAAUUUUACAAAGUUUACCACAAACAAUACAAGAAAUAUCAUUAUCAUCAGCUGCAUAUGAUCUUGAUUUUCUAGUUCCAUUGUCAAACAAUUUUACAAAAACUCUUGAUAAAUUUAAUGCUUUGUGUACACUUGAACUUCGUUAUUGGAGUCUUGAAACAAGUGUACUAAAUAUGAUAUUAAAAAAAUCAACUUUAACUCAUUUAACACUUGCUGAAUCAGAAUUAAUAAUUGAUGAAUCAUUAACAUCAAAUCUUGAUAAUCUUGAGUAUCUUGAUUUGAGUUAUGCUAAAAAUAUUGACAAAGUGUUAACAUCAAUUGUUAUGAGCUCAAUGAAAUUGAAACACAUUGAUAUUAGUCAAUGUACAGAUGUAUCAAAACAGGCACUUUGUCAUCUUGGUAAAUUGGAUAAUUUAAAAAAAAUAUUUAUAAAUUAUAUUGAACAAGUUGAUGACAGUAUUAUAAGUCAAUUUAAUAACUUGAAUAUUCUUGAGUGUGAAGGAUGCACCAGUGUUAGUGAUUCAAGUAUCAUUAAAAUAUUAAAUAAUUCUGAUAAACUUGAAUUUCUUAAUGUCCAAAGAACUGGUGUAACACAUGCAACACUUGGAUGUGCAUCACAAAUUGUACAAUCACGUAAUGGUGAUGAAAAAUUACAUGUACUUGUCAGUGAAAAUAUCGUUGAUGAAUUUGAAGCUAUUGAUGAUAUUCCAUUGUCACUUGUUAUCAAUGAAUUGCUGUAAAAUUAAUGUCAUUAUUUAUGAUUAUUAUUAUUAUUAUCAACAUCACACAGUAUAAUAUUGUGAUUCAUAUAAUACUCAACGAAAUUCAUUGUAAACAAUGAGCCUUUAUUUAUUUAUUUAUUUCUAAAAUAAUUACAAAUCCAUUUUUCAUAAUAAUAAUCAUUUUUUUACAAUUUUUUAAAUAAUUAUUUUGUACUUGAAUGGAAAAUUUUGCUUCGAUUUAUUCUAGUCAUAUCGAGAGUAAUGAUAAUUUUAUUUUGAUUAUUUAAAAAAAAAAACAAACAAAAAAUACAGGGAACAAAAAAAAAAAAAACACAUUUUCUUAUUUUCAAAAUGAAAUAUUUUACUUUUUUAUUUUUAAUAAACUUUGAAGCUAAAUUAAUAUUCAAAAUUUUUAUAAUAAUUUUAAUUAAUAAAUUUGUAAUGUAUGUGUAUCAUUGACAAUUUAAACUAAAUAUAAUUCAAAAAAAAAAAAUAAUUAAAUUU
This is a messenger RNA of Aphidius gifuensis, 2023 nucleotides long. RefSeq lists its product as uncharacterized. The coding region runs from base 290 to 1537 and encodes 415 amino acids. Lineage: Eukaryota; Metazoa; Arthropoda; Insecta; Hymenoptera; Braconidae. The record is from RefSeq and is a predicted model, not a curated record. Gene Ontology annotation, molecular function: protein binding. The transcript has 3 exons.